UGGAAACUAGAGAAUUUGCAUCCACGCCAUUCCAUUUCUUUGAGAAUUUGCAUACACUGAUCCUCGCCUUACUAGCCAAUUGAUCAAAGAUCAAACCAGGGUUGUGCUCAUAAAAGCGCAAAUCCUCAUUUGCAGCCUGGGUAUUAGACUGAAUAUCUAGGGGCCAUAAGACCCUUUUGACAUACAUUAUCCCAGGACCCCUCCCAAGAAUGAAUCAAACGCAAUUGCAAAGCGAAGGCUGCUACCUCGUAUUUCAACGAUGUGAAUACGUUCGGCUCGAUCAAAUACAAAUUGUUUGUCAUUGUUAGGAAGAGAUUUCCAUGUCGGCAUCCACCUAAGUUCCUAAUUUAAUGGGAUGGUGGAGAUCAAAGGAAGGUCAAGGGAUUGGAGACGCAGAAAUACCGCUUUCAGUUCUCCCAAAAGUUCUUUUACCAGGCCCACAUCAUCGAUAGGAGUUGUAUUCGAACUGAAUGUGGAAGCCCUAACCGGCUUCACCUCCAUCACAAUCCGAGACAACGAGAAUCACGAUAAGUCAAGCUUUACCAAUCGAUCACCCCUCUCUACCUGGGCACCUAUAAUGGCCCUGUGAUGAGACAGUAUAAUUGCCGGAAUCCCGGACCUGCUUAGUUUGACUGCUGGUCCAGACAUACAAUGUAAGCGCUCCUUCUCUUCACCAGCAUAGAAUCGCAUUAAGCUAACUCCACACUGUUUCAGAUAAAGAGCGGCAAACAAAUAGCCAGACUUUCGAACGAAACGGAGAAUAUCUCUUGCAAGAACAAUCGUUACAACACCACACUCACGGUUGAUAGACCUAGUACAGACUCAGUUCUAACAAUCUAAAAGUUUACUAUUCCGGAAAUAUGGCCGCUACUCAACGCGAUAUCAUCAACACCAAUUUUCAAAAAUUCGAAAAAUUUGGAGGUGUGGAAUUUCGAAGGUGGCAGAAAAAGAUGCAUUUUUUGCUCACCACUUUGAAAGUGGUCUACGUGUUAAGCACCCCAAGGCCGCCUGAGGAAGAAGAAAAAGAGUCUUUGGAAACAAGCCGCCGCCGCAUAAAGUGGGAUUAUGACGACUACAUUUGUCGUGGGCACAUUUUGAACGGUAUGUGUGAUUCUCUAUUUGACGUGUAUCAAAGUGUUUAGUAUGCUAAAACGUUGUCAGAAUCUCUAGAAUCCAAAUAUAUGACCGAGGAUGCUUCUAGUAAGAAAUUUCUCAUUAAUAACUUUAGAAUCCAAAUAACGUUGUGGGAAUCUCUAGAAUCCAAAUAUAUGACCCAUGGAGCAAUUUCAUGAGAUUCAACGUUUAUAUGAUCAACUUUUGAUUCAUAACAUGCAUGUUAAUAAAACCUUUGCGGUCGGUUCUAUAAUCGACAAAUUACCACCUUCAUGGAAGAAAGUGAAAAAUAGCCACAAACGCAAAAAGGAGGAUUUGUCAAUGGAGCAACUUGGCCGCCGACUUCAAAUUGAAGAAGGCAUUAAGUUGCGUGAAGGUGACAAUAGUAAAAAGAAUGACCUUCCAAUUUUCUCUAUAAAUGUUAUGGAGGAGGGACAGUCAAGUGGGACCAAGAAAAAUAAAAAACGUCUCUGGAAAUUCACCAAAGGUUCCAAGUUUCAAAAGAAGCCGAAAGAUAAGAAAGUAGGCUCUUGUUGGGAAUGUGGUGGUCCACAUUUCAAGAGAGACUGCCCGAAGGUGAAGAAGAAGAAAGCCCAACUGAACGGCCAUCCAAAUGGUGGCCAAGACAACCAAGGAUGAUGAAUUUUGGUGGAUCGACACCAGAGCAACAAGGCAUGUAUGUAAAGAUAUACAAGCUUUUAUGACUUUAAAAGAGUUGCAAGAAGGGCCGAUCUUAUACAUGGGAAAUGAUUCUACUGUGCAAAUUCAAGGAAUUGGGCAAGUAGAAUUGGAAUUCUCUUCCGGAAACAAAUUAAUUCUUAAUGAUGUGUACUUUGUACCACAAAUCCGGAAAAAUCUUGUCUCCGGUAGCAUCCUAAAUAACUUUGGGUUUAAACUUAGCUUUGAAGCAAAUAAGUUUAUUUUAUCUAUGGGUGGUGUAUUUGUUGGCCAAGGUUUCUAUUGUAAUGACAUGUUCAAACUAAGUGUUGUAAAUAAAGUUGUUAAUUCUGUUUA
Molecule: messenger RNA, 2127 nt
Organism: Cuscuta europaea
Lineage: Eukaryota; Viridiplantae; Streptophyta; Magnoliopsida; Solanales; Convolvulaceae
Source: the annotation of a GenBank genome assembly